UCAUCCCUCACAUUGACGUCACAACAUGUUCAUCUCACUGGGUGAUGGGAGAGUGGGUGUGUUUAACAAGGGGGACUUCAUUCAUAAAUACAAAUAGCUUUGAAAGCCCGAAUUAAAGAGAAGAUCUGAGAAUCGUCUGCUCGAGUUUUUUUUUGUCUCAUGGACCACAUGAAUUACAGUUAGGGGGGACACUCUCUCUGGCCUGGACCAUGAGCAAUGACUCUGCUGUAUGGAAAAACCUUACAGAACACUCCACAGAUGUCCCCGUGUCAUCAGGGACACAGAAUGGCUAUGUUCUCCUGUUGGUCCUCUUGUCCAUCUUUGUCGGGGGGACGCUGGUCCUGCUCUCUGUUCUUCUGAUUUUGUGUCGCCGCUGUUGUGAAGGUGACAGACGCCAUGCAUGGUUCAUUCUUUGCCUCAGGGCUAGUGAUGACGCUGAGAAAAGUAAUACCACCUAUAUUGAGGAGGCCCAGCCAGUGCAUGAGAUUACAAUUCGCGUGGAUGAGUCAGACUGCCUGUCGGCAGCCAGCUCCCACGACAUGGAGACCGAGCGUUUCCUCUCCACGGGCACCACUGGCCGCCGGGUCUCCUUCAACGAAGCGGCGCUCUUCGACCACAGCAAGAAGACCCAGGAGAAAGGUCGAAGGUACACGCUGACGGAGGGCGACUUUCAUCAUUUAAAGAACGCGCGGCUCACCCACCUCCACCUCCCUCCCCCCGCCCUGCACAUACUCACCAUCCACGAGUGUGAGUCAUCCGAGAACAGCAUCGCCAUGACAACGAGGCCCGUCGCCAAAUCCAGCCUCUCCAUUUUUCAGCCACCAGUAUGUUCACUGCCCCAAACUGCCCUGACCAGUCGGAGCCUCAGCCCCAGUUCUGCCCUUCCCGGUGAUGCUCUCAAUUCUGUUGUGGACAAGUUUUGUGAGAGUAUUACAACAACCGGUCCUGAGCCCUCCAGCCCCUGUCUAAUGGAGGUAAGAGGAGGAGUGGUUCGGACAACAGGCAUGAUGGGUAAUGGCAGAGAGGGUGCGUCUGCCUCAGUUACGGCCCUGUCGUCCCCUGGUGGGGCCCUGCAGGGACCCAUGCAACAGUUCUUCACCAAGCUCCGUCGUCACGCCAGUCUGGAAGGAGCAAGUCCUUACUUGAAGAUAAAAAAGUGGAAAUUUGACAGCAGCCAAAGAGCUUCAAGCCUAGAAAUGAGAGGCUCUCCCAAACGGAGGCACUUUCAGAGGCAGCGUGCGGCCAGCGAGAGCAUGGACCAGGAGGAUCACGACGCCCAUCAUAUCGACCUCAUCCAGUACAUCGCUCGCACCAAGGACGUUACCUACUGCCCCACCCGGCCCAGUCCACGUCUCCUAUCCCCCCCUUCAACACCCCCACCCUCCCUCGGCAGGUUAGAGGUGGAGGUGAUGGUGGAGCCCAGUAGCAGCAGAGCAAUGGGGCCGGGGGUGAUAGGCCUCACCUCCGAACCCCCUGAUGAGAGCUUUGGGAUGGGAUGCCAUCAAGAGAGCUUAGAACCUCAGACCUUGUACCGUGAUAUCUGGACUCUUCGUGCCUCGCUCGAGCGAUAUGUCUCCUCAGACCAGAGCAGCAACAAUGACAAAGAUUCGGUCCGUAGUGAUGCAGAAAGCGUAUGUUCUCUAGGGGGUAGGACUGAGAUGGGUGGGCUUCCUAGAUACCCUUCGCAGGAUAUUGGAGAUGAGACGGAUGCGGACCUGCCGAUAGACGAAGGGGUGGAGAAAAGACGCAAGCAGGAUAGUGUAGAUUCAGAAAAGGGAAGUGAUGGAGAAUCUGGAAACCGCAAGCUUUUGCAGAUGGACAGUGGUUAUGCGUCUAUAGAAGCCCCUUCUCGCGCUCCUGAGGAGCUGCGACUGUUCGGGAGCAGCAGCAGUAGUAGUAAAGACGGUUCGGCUGUGGAACGCAGGCAUUUCUUCAGUUCCGGACGCAAAGGAACCGUCUGCGAGAGCUUCGACACGGACAUCUUUGACGAGGAACUGGAGGAGGAACCCGCAGGUGCUAGCGGCGGCGUUGACGGAGUGGAAACCGGUGAGAGUGCGAUUCUGUGGUCACCUUACGGACAGAUGUUCACUCAGCGUGACGCUCAACCUCACCCCCCCGUCCUUUCUCGACGUGACUACAGCAUCGAUGAGAAAACGGAAGCUUUAUUUCACGAGUUCUUGCGGCACGAUCCGCAAUUCGAUCAGCAGGAGUCACCGUUGCGCUCUAAGCAUCGUUCCCGCGUACACCUGCGCAAACAGUGGCAGCGUUCCAAGCAGUACAGCGAUCCGGGUCAGCGCUUCCAAACGUCUUUCGACCGGUACCGCAUUCCGCUUCGACGCGGCGAAACAGUCAACUACCCUCUAGAGACUAGCUACCACAGCACGCUUCCGCGAAUCGUCAGCGCACCUGACGAAGAAAGCAGCGAAGGUGCGACCAGUACUCCGGAAACACCCAAAACAGAUCAGGACACUGCUAGUCAGGAUACAGCGACGGAUGCGAAAGAUGGCAAGACAGAAAUAUCUUCUAGCUCUGACAGCAGUGGAACCAUCAAUGAAAAGGAGGUUCUUGAAGCAUCGCAAGCAAUCACUGACACUGCCGCGGAGCAAGCAAUGGGUCGGGAGAACUCUAGUCAAGCAUUACCACCUCCCGAGCCACCUGAUCAAAGUAUACCCAAAACAAGCUACGGCCCACAGACAAUCACAGAAGAGCUAAGUGACAAACUAGCAGCUACCCUCGAUGAGCGACUGUACUCGGAUCUGCGCAAGACCCGGGAACAGACCGAUUGUAGUGCCGUGACAGUGACCAACACGUCACCCGAUCACAGUCCGGUGUAGCAUGUGGCUCCAUUCAUCACACACUACACAGAAACUGCAGGUUUUGAUAGAAGUUACUUUUGGGCUCUGAUCUGGAACAGGUUGGGUCAUCCACAUGAUGUUAGUCGUGUUGUACAGAUGUAUCUUCCAUGCCCAGAUAGAGAAAAAAAUGGAGAUUAAAGCUCAUACCUCACAUUGAUAGACAAACCAUGUCUUAAGCAAACAAAGUGUCCAUUGUCUUUGUUAUUAUAGCUCUCCAUUUAGCUACUUGUUGACUUCGAAAGCCAAUAUUUUCACUGCACUAGGUAAUUCACUGUGAAAUUGGGUGCUAUUAGAUUUAAGAUUUAUUAUAUUUCUAAGUGCAUGAAUUUUGUUGCAGUGUUGCAAUCUGGGUUUUUUUUUGCAUUCUGGAUGUCUAUUUAUGGUCCAGAUUAUUAUAAUAGUUUUAAAUCAUAAAGGAUGGUCCUCUUUUUAAAAAGCUGUUUUUUUUUGUUUGCUUUUGAGAUGUGGUAAAAUCAAAUACGAUUCAUAAUUGGCAUUUUCAUUUCUAUUAUGUAGCCGUUGUCUGAUUAUUAUUAUUAUUAUUAUUACGUUUUAUAAAUAAAAUUCCAUAAUCCUCAGCAUAAUUAAGAUAAACUAUAAAAAUUGCUGAUAUAUAUCCUUUAUUCCAACCUGGAGAUAGAUGGGAUCUUUCGAGUGGAAUUAGCUUGUCUCCUCCAAACACCACAAUCCCAAAUUAGCGAUCCAUUAUUAUGUGUCACUGACUGUCUUAGAAAAGUUUUAUUUUAUUAUUGAAUUUGCUUAAACUGCCUCUUUGUGUGAAACUGGUAUUUUAAUGACUUUAUUAUUAUUAUUAUAUAUUUUAAUUGUAUAAUUUGUUGUGUACUGUUAUUUGAAAAUGAGAAAUUAGAAUAUGUGGUGCCAAAUUGUAAGGAAAUAAUUAAACAUCAAACACUGCAAGCAACAGCUGGGGGAGAAAGGUUAUCUCUGUUUAUAUAAAUAGAUAGCGAUAUAGGGUUCGAAUCAAGCCUUUAGAGACAUUAUUUAUGAAUGUGUGAGAAAGGCAUGCCUUUUCUUGCAUGUAUUUCACAAAAUGAUCCCUCUUCUUAUUAGCAUUACUUUUAUGUGAAAAUUACCAUGAGGAUAAUCUCUAGAGAUGGUCUGCAUUAGCUGCCAUCGGGAAAUAAUGGACAAAAGAGACAUUUAGAGUGACUCCCACUGGCUGGCAUGGUUGUGAAUCACGCUACAACAUUCAACACAAUACGAAUUAUCCAAUAAAACUAGAUGCCUAAAGUAUGAAUAACUGAAUCUUGAGCUCCUGUUAAAAUACACUAAAAAAAUAAAAGCUGGAUUUACUUAAAAAUAUAGUGCAUCAUUUUUGCAUCCUUUUUUUAAGUAUUACAUGAAAUUUCAAGUAAAACUUACUUAAAAAAGUGGAUGCAAAAAUUAUGCACUACAUUUUUAGAUAAAUCCAGUGUAUUAUUUUUUAACAGUGUAAAUAGUGUCAGUCACCGCUCUCAGUUUUAUAUCUUUAGGUUUGAUGAUCUCUAAGCCAGUGGUUCUUAAACUGGGGGCCCUAUGAUGGUGCUAUAGGGGGGCCCCAGUUAAAUGACAUUUUAUAAAAAACAUUAAUUUAUCCAAAUUCUGAGUAAUUAAACCUCAUCACCAAUUUAAUAAGUUUUGUUUAGCUAAAAUUUUAAGUUUUGGAAUCUUUUAUGUCAUAAAUUUUCUUUGGGGGGCCACAAACGGAUGCACCGUACACAGGGGGGUCGCACGCUGAAAAAGUUUGAGAACCACUGCUCUAAGCAAUUCAGAUUCACAUCCAAUUCACAUUUAUUACUGUGAUGCCUUUACGCUCAUUGUUCAAUUGGAGACCCGAGAGGCCUCUUGAUGCAAUAUAGCAAAGCUGUUUAGCAUCUGUCAGCAUUGUCUACAAAUACUCACCCACUGUUAUAAAAUAUUUUUUGGUUCAACUUUAAAAAGUAAGUAAAAAUUUUUAGUUCAUUUACAUUAAAAAUUUGAGUUGACUAAAAAAAAUUUCAUGUUCAAAUGUUUGAAUCAACUCAAAAUUUUUAGGUACUAAAAAUUCAUUCAAUUUACUACAUUUUUUAAGGUAAGUGGUUGCAAUUAAUUUAUUUAAGCAACAUUAAAACAAAUUUAAUUUUUUUUAUUUAAUUGCAAUCUUACAAAUGCAAUCACUUUGCUUACAAAUGCAAUCACUUAACUAAAAAAAUGUAGUAAAUUGGAUGAAUAUUUUUUUUCAGUGUGUAAAAAAUCUUUUUUUUUUUAAUCUACACUAAGAAAUUCCGUAAAAAACUGUGAAAUUUUGGCAGCUGGGGUACGGGAAAAAUACAGUAAAAUAACCGGCAGGAUAAAUUACAGAAAUCUUCCGUAAUACAAAAAUACAGUUUUUUUUCUCAGAUUUACAAGUCAUGUCAAAUUACUAGACUAGAGCUUACAUCUCUAGUCACGAUAAAUAAUAGUAAGUUGAAAUAACUUAAAAAAAAUUAAGGCAGCAAAUAAUUUUUUACAGUGCAGGUAACUUACAUUUUUAAGUUGAACCAACUUUAUUUUAGCAUUGUGCCAUUUUAAAAGCAGUAGCCCUUUUAGGGCAAUUGUUUGAGCUUUUAAGUAGCAUGCGAAAGGCUACAAGGACAAUGCAUUUUGAAAAAAUAAAAUAUUGUACGGUUUAGGCUGCAACUAAAGUGCCCUAUUCAGAGAGAAAAUAUUAAAAUGAAAGACCUUCAUUAUGCAGAUGAACAAUGACUGAUGAAUUACGAAAAGAGAGAAAGGUAGCUUUGUCACAAAAGCUUAUAUUGUUGAUUGAUUCUAGCCUAAAUGAAACAUCCCGACCACCUCACAUUAAUAAUACGGUGCCUUCCUGUGUGCUUAAACAUUAAGAGAGCGGGAUCUCUGCAGAGCACUUAUUUCUUAUCACCCGAGGUUAUUAAAAAACAGAAAACAAACAAAAAGCUUUCAUUCAUGAUGUGCAAUGGAAAUCCAAACACAAAUCUGGUCUUUUGUUUUCAUUGCAGUGUUGAUGCAACAUCCAAUAUGUACAAAGGAUAAAGUAGAGCUGUACUGUAUAUAAGCACAAUCGUGUCCCAUUCCAGAACUAGAAUAGUGAAUGUCUUGGAUUUGGCAUUAACAUAGCUGGGACUUUUGGGUGAUAUGUGCACAAUCAAAUAGUCUGUCUGUAGAUGGAUUACUGUGUAUAGAUUUGCAUGUGAUGACAAAUUUAGCAGAAACAAAAUUAAGGAACCAAGUAAGAUAUUUUUGUGUGAACUGGAAAUUUACAAGAGAUACGACAAUAUUUUACGAAGUUAUGCUUUUCUGACUGAUAAGACUUUGGCAUAUUUCAGUGGAUAAUAGUAUAUUUCAAAAAUAUAUUUAUGUGCCAGGGAGAAAAAAAAUCUGCUUCAUCUUUUAAUAGUUAUUUUACGAAGAAACGAAUGUGUGAAUGAAAAGAGCAAGAAGCGUUUACUGAAUGUUUGUUUUGUUUACCUUGAUCUCUUUAUUCUAGAUCUAUUGAGCCUUGAGGGACCAACCAUUCUAAACAUUUAUUUUCAUGUUAUGUUUUCCGACUAGUCAAUAAAGAAUGAUGCAUUAUAACUUGCC
This is a messenger RNA of Paramisgurnus dabryanus, 6431 nucleotides long. RefSeq names its product CACN subunit beta associated regulatory protein b (gene cbarpb). Gene Ontology annotation, molecular function: transmembrane transporter binding. Lineage: Eukaryota; Metazoa; Chordata; Actinopteri; Cypriniformes; Cobitidae. Gene Ontology annotation, cellular component: secretory granule; plasma membrane. The record is from RefSeq and is a predicted model, not a curated record. Gene Ontology annotation, biological process: negative regulation of calcium ion-dependent exocytosis; negative regulation of voltage-gated calcium channel activity.